AUGUGUAAACCGAGGGCUAAGACAGAUACUAGGUCACCAUGAUGGACCUGUUAACUUUUGAGAGGGAGAACCGACAGCGUAUCCAGGCUGUGGAGAACUCAUUUGGCCCAGGAGGGGGGAGCCUGUCCAAAUCGGGUCGGGUUCUCAUGGGACAGGGCCAUCUGAUGAAACAGGGUCGUCGGAAGCCCCAGCCGAAGUCUUUCUUUCUCUUCAACGACAUUCUGGUGUACGGCAGCAUUAUCCUGAAUGGCCGCUGGCACAAAAAACAGAAGGUCAUUCCUUUAGAGGGUAUCCAGCUGGAGGACGUAGAGGACGGAGAUGGAAUGAAGAACCAAUGGCUCAUCCGUACACCCCGCAAGUCCUUCUAUGUGUCCGCCCCUUCAUUCGAGGAGAAGCGGGCCUGGAUAGACCACAUUGAAGAAUGCCGGUCAAACCUGCUGCAGGCCGGCAGCAGCCAACCCCGCUCCACCUUUGCCGUUGCCUGGAUCCCAGACCCAGUGGCCUUCAAAUGCAUGCGCUGUUUCAACAAGUUCACCGCCACCAAGCGCCGGCACCACUGCCGAAAAUGCGGCUUUUUGGUCUGCAACUCGUGCUCCAAGGAGCGAGCGGUGAUAGACCAUAUUCACCCCACCAAGAGGCUGAGGGUCUGCAGUUUCUGUCACACGAGGAAUAAGGAAGACGAGAUGUCUCGCAUGAGGGGAGACAGCAUUGGGAAGAACAGCUCAGAGGAGGACAUUGAGGCAGCAUCCAGUGAUGAAGAGGAUACAGGGGAGAUGAGUCAGACCUACACCUCCAGCAGCUGGCUGGACUCACAGAUGGGCACCUGGGGACACGUGGGAACAUAUGUUUACCCACGACCAAUGAAUCAGCGACCUCUGUCUCACCACAGCCUUCCAGAUGUAGAUUAUCCUACCAUCAUGAAAGAGUGACUUGUAUCAUAAUGGAGUAUCGGACUUUUGAACGGAUUAAAAUGACCAGGUAAAUAUCACAGCAGCAGGUUAGAAGUCAAUAAUGAAAAUCUUUAAAAAGAAAAUCACGUAAGAGGACUUUGACAAUUUAUAUGUAAAAUAGCAUUUGCACUUCAUAUCUACUAUAUAUAUAUAUAUA
Messenger RNA from Epinephelus moara (kelp grouper), 1107 nucleotides. RefSeq names its product pleckstrin homology domain-containing family F member 2-like. Lineage: Eukaryota; Metazoa; Chordata; Actinopteri; Perciformes; Serranidae. Gene Ontology annotation, molecular function: metal ion binding; phosphatidylinositol binding. The transcript is spliced from 2 exons. Bases 39 to 929 code for a protein of 296 amino acids. The record is from RefSeq and is a predicted model, not a curated record.